CACUUUCUAUGGCUCCUCCCCUCGCCUCAGCUUGUUCACUCGCUCUCGGGUCAAAUUAGACCCACACUUUCGCUUCGUUUCAAAGCCAAAAUCAUCAGGCUCAUACCAGGCAGUAGAACCGAACGGCUGCUUCAGAUGUCAGUUAACGGCCUUCAUAGCAUAUAGGAAGCAGGUCUGCGAAUACACCUAGAUCUAGCUCCGAAACGGUAGUUCAGAGCAGUCGAAAUUCUCCUUCGCAUUGCAAGCAAGCUGCCGCUGCCCCCGCUGCCCCCGAUUCCCCCGCUACCCCCGCUGCCUGCAGUGAUUACGUUCUGAACAACCCCCGCGAUACCUGUGGGCGGAAACCAUCGGAUUGCUGUUCUUCACCGCGAGUUAACGUUCAAGCGAAGGAAAAGGAGACGCAGGAUGGAGCCUUCAGGGCUGCCAGUGUUCCAGGCUCCUAAACGAUUGGCGAUUGCGAGCGACGCCAUCGUGGCUGUCGCAUUCGUCGCACUCGCGACUGCCGGCGUCGCCAACGCUGGCCGACCGCAGCCUCGAAUUCUUCUCUCCAGCACCGGCACUGCGACGAUCGUCAUCUCCGUGAUCAUCGGCGUGCUCCUCGUUGCGCUCGUCGCGCUCGGAGUCAAGAUGCUGCUCGACAGAUCCAAAGCUUCCAAGAAGUCAGCCCAGGAGGUGGCGGUGAAACGCUGCAAGCAACCCCUGCCGGAAAGCCAGGCGCUUUUCCUCCGAGAGGUGAUGCUGGUAACCAGUCUGCGCCACCCCAACCUGCUGUCGCUCAUCGGCUACUGCGACGAGGGCAGCGAGCAGAUCCUCAUUCUCGAGCACAUGCCCUACGGCUCCCUCGCCUCCUGGCUGCGCCCACAUGCUGAUGCCGGUGCGAGACAGCCGCCCACUCUCAGCUUUGACCAGAGGGUGAAGAUCGCUGCUGACGUGGCACGAGCAGUGGAGUUCCUUCACUCGCAGCCCAAGCCCAUCGUGCACCGCGACAUCAAGACCGAAACCAUCCUGCUGGACGAAAGUCUCAAU
Molecule: messenger RNA, 1026 nt
Organism: Closterium sp. NIES-67
Lineage: Eukaryota; Viridiplantae; Streptophyta; Zygnematophyceae; Desmidiales; Closteriaceae
Source: the annotation of a GenBank genome assembly